Molecule: messenger RNA, 1080 nt
Organism: Scedosporium apiospermum
Lineage: Eukaryota; Fungi; Ascomycota; Sordariomycetes; Microascales; Microascaceae
Exons: 4
Coding region: 1-1080 (359 amino acids)
Source: RefSeq, a predicted model, not a curated record
AUGUCCUAUCAGUACCCUCCUCCGCCGCCCCCGAACGGCGCCGAGAUGGACAUGCCGCACACCGGGUACCUGCCGAACUAUAACGUGCCGCCACCAACAAGCUCGUCGAUGGAAAUGAGACCACCAAACGCACCCGAACACGUCCCCAUGGGAAUGCCUGGCGAGAAGCGAAGAAACAAGCUGGGUUAUCAUCGGACCUCAGUUGCAUGCGACCAGCAGCCGCCGACAGAUGUGCGAUCAAAGGCCUCUUCCAGGGCAUCAACCGGGCCGAAGAUCGCAUCCGCAUCCUCGUCGCCCGCGAUCUCUAGCGGCCAUCCUACCGCCGAAAUACCCCCCCACCAGCCAUACCCGCCGAUCCAGAAUAUGGCACCCCCUGCUAUGAAGCCCACGGGAAAUGAGCCGUUCUCGCCGGAUGGAAAGAUGCCUGCGAGUGCUCCUGCUACAGGGCGGCCCUUUGAUUUUUCAACCCAGCCAAUGACAAACUGGAUGUCGGCGGAGCAAAGCCCGGGUUCGACGGCCAAACCGAACGAUCUGAAUGCGACGUGGAGAGCGUACCCUCAUGAAUCGCCCAUCACGCCUUCAUUCUCCCCAUAUACACCUCAUGCGCCCACUUCGGCUGGUUGGAAUGCCCCAGUAAGCGCAGAGUCAGCGCCCCGGGAAGACAUCCCCUGGUCAUCGUAUCCUCCGCCGCCACCGCGUUCGAUGUCAUUUGGAGGCGAGGGAAUGAGCACGCAGACACCAGGCCAGUAUUCGUCCAUGGCGAAUAGACAGUACGAAAGAAAGCCAUCCUCAAUAUCAUCAGAAAUAUACCCUCCUCCGCUGGCGACGUCCCUACCAGGAGUCGAAACGACGCAAACAGGAACAGCUAUGGAACAUAACGUAGCCUUGUCGGCCGGUGCUGUUCCUCCUCCCGGCUACGGAAAUUGGCAGCCCCAAUAUCCCUAUGGGAAGCCCGGUGAUGCCUAUGGAGGCUGGGGAUAUGGUGAAAAUGGCUCGAAUGCGCCUGUUGCGACCGAAGAACAGGUUCACGCUCCAGAGAGUCACCAAGCCCCGGGAAGUAUGUACUACCCUCCCCGAUGA